GUUACCAACCAGAUUUUCCCAGUUUGGACAUACUCCUACCUUGCACUCCUUUUCCCAGUCUUCCUGAUUACAGACUAUGUGCGCUACAAGCCCGUCCUCCUCCUCCAGGGCAUCAGCUUCAUCGUCACAUGGCUCUUGCUCCUCUUCGCAGACGGAGUGGCGGCCAUGCAGGUGGUGGAAUUCUUCUACGGGAUGGUGACAGCCGCCGAGGUCGCCUACUACGCCUACAUCUACAGCGUCGUCAGCACCGAUCAUUAUCAGAGAGUGACGAGCUAUUGCAGAAGUAUCACUCUUGUCGCAGCCACUCUUGCCGCCGUGCUGGGACAGCUGCUCGUUUCCUUAGCAGAUGUAUCCUACUUUCACCUUAAUGCCAUUACUCUGGCUUCUGUGUCCCUGGCAUUCGUGUGCUCGUUUUUCCUCCCGAUGCCUCAGAAGAGUAUGUUCUUCCACAGGAAAGAUGCCUCAGAAACUCCCCCAGGACCAGAUAAAGCUGUGGCUACACUCAGCUCCGACCAGCCAUCGAGCUGCCAAGAGGACAAGAGCUCUGUAUCUGCUGACAGGCGACCAACACCUGAACAGCAGGUCAACAAUGCCAAGCCCCAGAAUCACAUGCUCAGAGUACUGGUGCAGCUGAGUAAGGACCUGAGGGAUUGCUACAGCUCCAGGAAACUUCUGUACUGGUCCCUGUGGUGGGCUCUGGCUACAGCAGGCUUUAACCAGGUCCUGAAUUACAUCCAAGUGCUGUGGGACUUCAGAGCCCCCUCUCACAGCUCUGCAGUGUACAACGGAGCUGUUGAAGCAAUAGCC
Tauraco erythrolophus (red-crested turaco) is the source of this 807-nucleotide messenger RNA. The record is from RefSeq and is a predicted model, not a curated record. NCBI's taxonomy places the organism in Eukaryota, Metazoa, Chordata, Aves, Musophagiformes, Musophagidae.